UUCUCCAAACAAUCCCUUCUGUAAAUCUUUGUUCAUGAAGUGUAACUGGGCUGGGCUAUGUCUCAGCUCCCAGCCCUUUUCCUGUGGGUGGGGAGGAGGGAGAGAGUGCUUAGCUGACCUCGCUGUUCUUGCCCAUACAGGUGUGCAUAAAUUGAAGGAAUGCCAGACUGAGUGACAGGCGCCUCCCCUUACCCUCUACCUGAGCUGGAAUAAAACUGUCCCUUUCUGGAAAAGGGAUCCCACUACAGCUAUCCUCACCCUCUCUCCUCCUCCCCUUACACCCCUGGUGAGAGAGACAGACAGAGGGAAUCAUUUCUAAGAGAAAGAGGAGGAAGAGAAGUCAAUAUUUGAUCAGAGGGGACAGAGAUCCCUGCAAAGGUAUGUCAAGUUCAUGAGCUGCCUGCCCACCCUGAGGAUUUAAACUUGGCAACUGAAUGGAAAAGAGAGAAAGGGGAUCAAAAAAUAAAAUAAACAGGCUAAGUGUGGACGUCUGCUGGUGGCAGUGAAGCAGUGAAAUUCCCCUUUUGCCUUCAAAAGAAUUUCUUGGCUUGCUGUGUGGGUGACUGCUAUUUGGAUUGUUGCAGAGUAUUUGGACUUUGAAUCAGACACAGCACUAAUGAGGAGGAAGAGGAUGGACAUGCUGCUCAAAAGGGCAUUGGCCGGGCUGCUCCUGUUGGUCAUGGUCUGUGACGUAUGCUUGUGCCAAAAGAACAGAAUUAAUCGCUGCGUGGCCUCCAGAGCAAGAAGCUGCACGGAGUGUAUCCGAGUGAGCAAGGACUGCUCCUACUGCACGGACGAAACUUUCAAAGAAUCCCGAUGUGACCUGAGAGAGAACCUGGUGAGCUAUGGCUGCAUCCGGGCCAGCAUUGUGUACGUGAGAGGAGAGAUGCUGGUGCAGAAGAAUGUUAGCAUUGACAUGUCUCUGAAGAAAACCCAGGUGUCCCCACAGCAGAUGAUCAUGCGGCUGAGAGCUGGUGAGGAGGCCAGCUUCAACAUGGACGUCUUCCAGCCCCUUGAGAGCCCUGUGGAUCUCUAUAUCCUUAUGGACUUCUCCUACUCCAUGUCUGACGACUUGAGCAACCUCAAAAAGAUGGGCCAGAAGCUAGCGGAAUUCCUGCAAACCCUGACCUCCAAUUACACCAUUGGAUUUGGCAAGUUUGUGGACAAAGUCUCGGCUCCACAAACAGACAUGAGACCUGAGAAGCUGCGAGAGCCCUGGAGGGAUGCCGACUCGCCCUUCUCCUUCAAAAAUGUCAUCCGCCUGACCAGCAACAUCAAUCAUUUCAGCCAGAAGCUGAGGAAAGAGCGCAUCUCGGGCAACCUGGACGCCCCGGAGGGGGGCUUUGAUGCCAUCCUACAGACGGCUGUUUGUAAGGAGAAGAUCGGCUGGAGGAAUGACAGCACGCACCUGCUGCUGUUCUCCACCGAGUCUGCCUUCCACUAUGAAGCUGAUGGCACCAACGUCCUGUCAGGGAUCCUGCCGAGGAAUGAUGAGCAGUGUCACCUGAACGGAGUGGGCACCUAUACCUUCGACACCAGGCAGGACUACCCCUCCGUGCCCACCCUGGUGCGCCUGCUGGGCCAGCACAACAUCAUCCCAAUCUUCGCCGUCACCAACCACUCCUACAGCUACUAUGAGAAGCUGCACAAGUAUUUCCCCAUCUCGGAAAUUGGGGUGCUGCAGGAAGACUCCUCCAAUAUUGUGGAGCUGAUUCGCGUGGCUUUCGAGCGUAUCCGUUCCAAGAUGGACAUCCGGGCAGACUCAGUCCCUAAGUCCAUGAAGACAGAAUUUACCUCCUUGAAAUAUGUAAAGACAGAGUCUGGCUCGUUCCAGGUCACCCGCGGGGAAGUGGGCAACUUCAUGGUGCGCGUGAAAGCUCAUGAGUACGUGGGCGGGGAGCACGUCUGCAACCUCCCCAAGAAAGAGCAGCACGGGGUAAUUCACGUGAAACCCUCCUCUUUGAGUGACAGUCUGAAAAUCACCGCCUCCGUCAUCUGCGACGUCUGCCCCUGCGAGCAGCAAAAGAUCGUUGGUUCAUCCAGGUGCAGUUUCAAAGGGGACUUUGUCUGUGGGCAGUGCGUCUGCUAUCCAGGCUGGCGAGGGGACGCGUGUAACUGUUCCACAGCCUCUUCCAGUGAUAACCAGGCCUGCAUCCGCCCUGGAGACUCAGAGCCUUGCUCGGGGCGGGGCGAGUGCCUCUGCGGGAAAUGCCAGUGCUAUUCUGAGGACCUGACCCAGCGCUACGAGGGUGACUUCUGCCAGUUCGACAACUUCCAGUGCCCACGCACCUCCGGCUUCCUCUGCAAUGAUCGUGGUCGCUGCUACAUGGGUCAGUGUGCAUGUGAAAGUGGCUGGGGGGGCCCUGGCUGUGAAUGCCCCACAAGCAAUGACACCUGCAUCGACAGCAAAGGGGGGAUCUGCAAUGGCCAUGGGAGAUGCGAAUGCGGCAGGUGCAUCUGCGACAAGUCUUCUCCGUACACGGAUCUCACCUGUGAAAUCAACUACUCCCUGGUCGUGCUGGGGGUGUGCGAAGACAUUCGAAGCUGCGUCCAGUGCCAGGCCUGGGGGACCGGGGAGAAGAAGGGGCAGAAAUGCAAGGACUGCCCUUUCAAGAUCCAGAUGGUGGAUGAACUGCAAAAAGUGAAGGAGGUGAAUGAGUACUGCUCGUUCCAGGACGAGGAGGACGACUGCACCUACCGCUACACCCUGGAAGGGGAUCCCAGCACACUGCACAACAACACCAUCCUGGUGCAGAAGAAGAAAGAGUGCCCACCAGGAAGCUUCCUCUGGCUCAUCCCCCUGCUCAUUUUCCUGAUGUUACUCCUGGGGUUGCUGCUGCUGCUCUGCUGGAAGUACUGCACUUGUUGCAAGGCUUGCCUGGCCCUGCUGCCCUGCUGUGCACGAGGCCGCACAGUCGGGUUCAAAGAGGAUCACUACAUGCUGCGGCAGAGCCUCAUGGCUUCGGACCACCUGGACACCCCCAUGGUGCGCAGCGGCUCCCUAAAGGGCAGAGACACCGUCUGCUGGAAGAUCAACAACAACGUCCACAAGCCAGGCUUCUCCUCCCACGCCGCCGCAAACCCCAAGGAGCUGAUUCCUUAUGGCAUCUCAUUGAGACUGGCCCGGCUUUUCACCCAGAACCUCAUGAAACCAGACACCCGGGAAUGUGAGCAUCUGCGCAAGGAGGUGGAGGAGAACCUGAACGAUGUUUACAAGCACGUUUCUGGUGCCCACAAACUCCAGCAGACCAAGUUCAGGUUGCAGCCCAAUGCUGGGAAAAGGCAGGACCACACAAUUGUGGACACAGUGCUCACUGCUCCCCUUUCGGCCAAGAUGGAGAUCGUGAAAGUGACGGCGAAACAUGUCUCUCAGGAAGCUUUCAAUGAGCUGAAGGUGACGCCGGGUUACUAUACCGUGACCUCUGACCAAGAUGCCCACGGGAUGGUGGAGUUCCAGGAAGGUGUGGAGCUGGUGGACGUCCGGGUCCCACUCUUCAUCAGGGAGGAAGACGACGAUGAGAAGCAGUUGCAGGUGGAGGCAGUUGAGGUCCCCAUGGGGACAGCAGCGAUUGGACGCAGGCUCGUCAAUAUCACCAUAAUCAAAGAGCAAGCCAGCAGCAUCAUCACCUUUCUGCAGCCAGCCUACUCUCACAGCCGCUUCGACCAGGUGGCCAGAAUCCCUGUGCGUCGGGAGAUCGUGGAAAACGGAAAGUCCCAGAUCACCUACAGAACUCGUGAUCUCACCGCCAAGGAUGGCAAGGACUACAUGUUCGUGGAGGGCGACUUGGUCUUCCAGCCUGGGGAGAUGCAGAAGGAGGUGCAGGUGGCGCUGCUGGAGCUGACCGAGAUAGAUGCCCUUCUGCAGAACCGCCAGCUCAAACAGUUUGCUGUGGAUCUGCUCAACCCCAAGUACGGCACCAAGAUCGGCAAAUACCCGCAGACCACGGUGACCAUCACCGACCCAGAGGUUGUAGAUGACAUACAGAUCCCAAUUGGCCUGGGCCAGUUCCCUCAGUCUCCCAGAGGCAAGCUGGGUGUACCGCUCAAUCCAAACGCCCAAACUCUAAGCUCCAGGAAAAUCCGUUUCAACUGGUUACCACCGCCUGGCAAACCCAUAGGGUACAAGGUGAAGUACUGGAUCCAAGGGGACCCUGAGUCAGAGGCCAGGCUGAUCAAUUCCACAGUGCCAUCAGCAGAGCUUAAUAACCUAUACCCCUACUGCGACUAUGAGAUGCAGGUCUGUGCCUACAACAGCAUGGGCGAGGGGCCCUACUCGGAUGUCACCCACUGCCGCACCCUGGAGGACGUUCCCAGUGAACCUGGGCGUCUGGCUUUCAACGUCGUCUCUUCCACUGUGACGCAGCUGAGCUGGGCUGAGCCUGCUGAGACCAACGGGGAGAUCACGGCCUAUGAAGUCAGCUACGGACUUGUCAAUGAGGACAAUGUUCCCUUUGGGCCCAUGAAGAAAGUUCUGGUUGAGGAGCCGAAGAAGCGCAUGGUUCUGAUUGAAAACCUGCGGGAGUCACAGCCGUACCGCUACACGGUGAAGGCCAAGAAUGGAGCCGGCUGGGGGCCUGAGCGAGAAGCUACAAUCAACCUCGCCACACAGCCCAGACGCCCAAUGUCCAUUCCCAUCAUCCCCGACAUCCCAAUCAUUGAUGCCGAGGGCGGUGAAGACUACGACAGCUACUUGAUGUACAGCGCGGACGUGAUGCGCUCCCCGUCCGGCAGCAAGCACCCCAGCGUCUCCGACGACUCCGGCUCCAGGUGGAAAUAUGUGCAGCUGCUGGGGGAGGACUUGGACCUUCGCCGCAUCACCUGGAGGCUCCCAGCUGAAAUGAUCCCCCGCCUCUCUAGCAGCAGCUGCUUCUCCUCCGACACCGAGGGCCUCCUCCACGAGGAUGGCCCCCACUCUGAGCCGUUGGACAGCGACACAGCCAGCGGCAGCCUGAUGAGGAGCGGGACGCCCCGGCCCCAACCAGAGCAUCUGCUGAAUGGCCGGAUGGAUUUCACCUUCCCCGGCACUGGGGGCACCCUGAACAGGACCUUGAAUGCCAACUACAACCAGCUGACCUCACACGUACACCAGGAGAGGAGGCUGAUGGGCAGCUCAUCUCUGACCAGAGAUUACAGCACAAUGACCUCAGGAUAUGACCAGCCAGGGAGGAUUCUCCCUUCCCUACGUGAAGAUGCUGGCAGGAUGGCCCUGCUGCCCCAGGACGUAGGUGUCAGCAGCAGGGCAAAGGUGAAGGGUUCCUACGCCAGCAAUGGCUUUCGGGAUUCUAUAAUCAUGACUGAUGGGCCCACUGGGAUUGCCAAGUAUAUAGAUUCCAGGAUGGCCCUGGGCGUCCCCGACACUCCCACCCGCCUGGUGUUCUCUGCGCUGGGGCCCACCUCCCUGAAAGUCAGCUGGCAGGAGCCGCAGUGUGAGAAAGCGGUGCAAGGAUACAGCGUGCAGUACCAGCUCCUCAGUGGAGGAGAAGUGCACAGACUGAGCAUCCCGAACCCCACUCACAACUCGGUGGUGGUGGACAACCUGCUGCCAAACCACUCCUACAUAUUCAAGGUGAAGGCCCAAAGCGAGGAGGGUUGGGGCCCUGAGAGAGAGGGCGUCAUCACCAUUGAGUCCCAGGUGGAUCCGCAGAGCCCGCUGAGUCCUGUACCAGGUUCACCGUUUACACUGAGCACCCCCAGUGCGCCGGGACCCCUGGUGUUCACUGCCCUGAGCCCGGAGUCACUUCAGCUCAGCUGGGAGAGACCCCGCAAGCCCAAUGGGGCCAUUCUGGGCUACAUGGUCACCUGCGAGAUGCUGCACGGAGGAGGGGAACCCAGGAAUAUCUAUGUGGAGGGGGACAACCCAGAAACCUCCUUGACAGUGCCCUACCUGAGCGAGAACAUCCCCUACAAGUUCAAAGUGCAAGCCAAGACCACGCAAGGGUUUGGGCCAGAGAGAGAGGGCAUCAUCACCAUUGAGUCUCAAGAUGGAGGAGCUUUCUCACAGUUCGGAGGGCAGCAAUACAUGAGAGAGGAAGUGUACAACCUCCCCGUGGAAUAUAACACCAACACCACCAUCAGCCACUCCUCUCUGGAGCCCUACUACACGGAUGGCAUGUUGAUGACCACCCAGCGGGUGGAGAGCAGUGGCACCCUCACCAAGCAGGUCACCAAAGAGUUUGUCAGCAGGACCAUGAUGUCCAGCGGAACACUCACCAAACAGAUGGAGAGAGAGUUCUUCGAAGCCUGAGCCGGGGAGAGACUGCCAAAGGGGUGUGCGUGUUCAGACUGCAGAGCAGGCUCAUGCUCUGGUCAGCUGCCAGGCUCUGGACCGCCGUGCCCACCCAAUCUCACCUGGGCAUAGAACUGCAGUGGCACUUGACACUCCUUGGAAGCCCACCGCUGUGGAGGCGGCAAGUCAGCGGAUGGGGUGGCAAGUGUGUGAUUGGCAUUUGGAGCUCUCCAUUUCUGGGCUGUCCGGCCGAGGAUCUCCACUGAGUGAUCUGUCGCAGAGGCUUCUCAGUGCAGGGUCAUUGGCCAGCCGUUUGUGGAGUCCCGUGUAGUAUAAUCCUUACCUGCUGACUGUGUGUGUAUGUGCUGCCUACCCACUCUCACACCGCUGGCCUCCUGCUGGGAGUUUGACUGCACUGGGCUUUCGUUUGUAUUUAAAUGUCCCUCUCCCCCUCUGCCUUGUGCGCGACCUGUUAUGCAGGGUCAUUUUUAUUUUCCCAACCUGCUGGCUCAGCCCUGUUCUCCCCCUGUUCAUUUCACCAGUGGGAGGCAACUCCACCGUGGUCUGCAAAAGUGCACAGUUCUAUUGUUUAUAAGCCCGUGUUGCAAUGUAGAUGGUCAGGGUAAUCACUGCAUUCCUACCGCACCUGUUUGUGUAAAGCCCCCUGCUGCUAAUGUGUGGUACUGCAGUAACAAAUGAUAGCCUUAAUUUGCAUAGCAUUACCCACAAUGCUCUCAUGCAAUUUUGCUUAACUCUUGUACAGUUUUCCUCGUAUAUAUAAAUAUAUUUUAUUAUUUUAUAAAGAAACCUAGGAUCUACAAUGAGCAUUAAGGACACACAGCUUUUGGGAAACAUUUAUAAUAGCAGGUUUCAGAGUAACAGCCGUGUUAGUCUGUAUUCGCAAAAAGAGAGGGAGUACUUGUGGCACCUUAGGAUGCAUCCGAUGAAGUGAGCUGUAGCUCACGAAAGCUUAUGCUCAAAUAAAUUGGUUAGUCUCUAAGGUGCCACAAGUCCUCCUUUUCUAUUUAUAAUAGCAGAGACUGGUUAAGGAACCUGAUUCAAAGCCAGUGGGAAAACGCCCAGUGACUUCAAUGGGCUUUAGAUCAGUACUUAAAUCCUCCACGGUUGAUUUCUGCAGUACAGCAACCCAACCCCCUACAGCAUCCCAGAUCAAGGAGCUUGUGUACUGCAAAGCACACAACAGUCCAGUCUUACUGUAGCUACAGCGUACUCUUGGGCAAAGGCCAAGUAAAGCCUGGAGGACUACAAGGGAAGAAUCAGAAUUGCUAGUUCAGUGGCAUAGGAUCGGAAGACAUGCACUAUAAAUGGGUAAUAUUUUUGUUUUCUUGAAAGACCAAGUUGGUCAUAAACCUAAGACCUAAAAUCCUUAUUGGUAUCACUUUUCCCACACUGGAGCUUAGGCAGAUACCGUUGCGUGACUUGUAAAGGCAUUUGAUCCCCUGCCCAAUGCAGAGUAUUACAUUCUACUGUCAUCCAGUAAAUACAAGAUGAUGGCAGAGAGAGAAGUGGGGGCGGACAGUCUCUCUCCUUUAGAGUGGAUGAACCGAAACCUCAGCCACAUCGUUCUUUCCCCAGCAUCAGCCAUUCCCAGACCACAUCGUGGUAGAGAGCUGUGCUGGAACCCUGCCAUGCCUAGUUACCGCUUGUGGCAAGGCUGCGGCUGCGUGAGCCUAGUAGCUCCCACGGUCCUGCUACCCACGGCUGAGGGGCUGUCGUGUGUCUGGCCAUUAUCCAGUGAUCCUUUAUUGGCGUUAUUGCUGUGUGUCUAGCUCCUGGGUCGAUGAGGUAUCCUAGCAGCUUGCCAUACCCUUUGCUGAGUUCCCUCCCUGCUACUUCCCAACCCAGUGGUGAUAGAACCUCUGAAUGUUCACUUUCCCUAGGGCAUUCGUGGCAAUGCUGGGACGAGCUUCUCCUUUCUGUCCCACACGCCUCUGCAAACACUGCAGUGAAGCACUAAGUUCUGCCAGUGGGGUGACUCGUUUGUACGUUUCACUGCCCAACCCUCUCCCCGAUGGGUGUCUCUGAAGCAAGCGUUUCUGAUCAUAAUGGAUCAUACUAACCACAGGGCCUGUGCGCUCAGUUCCGUAGUGUCACAUCCAACACCAGCUAUGCCAAUGUUUAAGAUGGUUAUUAACCUAAAUCCUUAAGGGAAGAUUUGCAAAGGCCCAGAGGGCAGUUAAGUACCCAACUCCCAUGGGAAGUCAGUGGGAAUUGGACACCUACCUCCUCUUUACACCUUUGAAAAUCUCUCCCUAAGCCCCUCCAGGCCACUACACGGCAUAAGCUGGCUGAACAAGAGCUGAGGCAGCAUGGGCCAAAAGCUAGAGCUGUGGAUUGGGAGGCAAAACCCCUGACUCAUUCCCUGAGCUUUGGCAAGACACUUAACAUGCUGGUACCUUGUGGCAUAUCUGUCAGAGGGGGAUGCUAGGGCUCAACUUUGAAAUCUACCAACGAGAAAUGCUCUUGAAUUGCUCCUUGUUUUACAUUUGGCUCUGAAGGGGUCUGAACGUGGACUGGUUCAACUUCACCCUCAGCCAAAUAGCAUGGGAGCUGCUCAUGAGAAUUUGGGAAACUGUUUCUAGUAAGAAUGGCAGCUCCCACCUUUCAUGGGUAAAGCCAGUUUUCAAAGGCCGUGGAACAAAAACAAUAGCUGCCCUUAUUCCCUGGAGGUGUCGUUUGUUUUAUUUAAGCAGACUAUGGAACUUCUCUGCCUUUCCUUGAGAACCAGGGAGAGCUCACAGUACAGACCAUUUCAAGGGCUCAGUCUUGCACCUGCUUCAAUGGGAAUUUUGCCACUGAUUUCCCUGUGAGCCAGACCUGUGUGUGUGGGGGUGAGAGAGAGAUACACACAUUGUCCCCAUUGUGCAUGACCAUCCUGUCCUAAACUUAGGUGGGACCUGGGGCUAGUUUAGUUUUUGAUCUAAAUACAAGAAGCCCGGUCUGUUAGAAAUGAACCAAAUGUGAUUUUAUAUAGCCCAUUAGAAAUAAUUUAGUUACUGAAUGAAUGUCCAGUUGGCAGUUGCCUUAUAUUUCAGUUCCUGGCAUGGAAGGAAGUAUUUUCAGCUAAAGUGGCAUUUCACCAAAGCCACGCCAUGUUGCACUGUAGCCUCCCUUUGCUGUGCAUCACAGUGCUUUGUACUGUAGUUAUAACACACUGAUUCACUGCCUCAAGAGAGUUCACAUAAUAAUUGUAACCAAAGAGUUAAUUAAGUUAUCUGGGGCAGAAUGCAGCCUGUUAGCUGAUCCGAAUUCUAACAACCUGCCCUUUUAAAAAGGUUUGUACAGAAGAGCCACAAUAGAACAUAACCACUUUUUUGUAGCUUUCAUCAGAUAAGGACAAUUGUCGGCAUAUGAAUACUUCUGGUGUGUACCAAGGAAGAGUCUGUCUACAGGUGUUCUGGACCACAUGGCUUUAUAUUGCACUUAAUAAACAAGUUUCUCUCUAG
Caretta caretta (loggerhead turtle) is the source of this 9693-nucleotide messenger RNA. It is a transcript of the gene ITGB4, whose product is annotated as integrin subunit beta 4. Gene Ontology annotation, molecular function: integrin binding. Gene Ontology annotation, biological process: cell-matrix adhesion; cell adhesion mediated by integrin; cell migration. Gene Ontology annotation, cellular component: focal adhesion; integrin complex; membrane. The record is from RefSeq and is a predicted model, not a curated record. Lineage: Eukaryota; Metazoa; Chordata; Testudines; Cheloniidae.